AUGUCCCGGCAUGUGUUUAAUUCCACGGCGCUGCUUCUCCUCGUCGUGAUGAUAUGCUGCGGCAUUGGAGGUGCACACGCUGAGCAGGCAGGGGCCGCUGUUGAUCCUUUUACAGGGACGCCGUCGGUAUCAUUUGGUAAUUGGAAGGAGUUUAAGGAGGCCGGAAGCAAAAUCACCUCGCUCCGUGUUCCUGGCCUUGUUAAAGUGGGUGAUGAUGUAUUUGCCGUUGCUGAAGCGCAGUGCGGGGAAAGGAAUGGAGCCGGCAGCUGUGCUGGGAUUGUGUCAAAGCACCUGGAUAUAAGGGGUGACUCAAUGGAUAUUUCGACGUCGGAUAUAAGUUUGUUUUGCAUGCAACUUGUGGACACUGCCGAGAAUAAUUUUGGGACAACGGAAGUGUUGCGACCAACGACGCUUGUGCUUGGGGGCAGUGUUUACUUGCUCCUGGGAAACUACAGCCAUAAGAAGCCGCAGGUUGAAGGUACGAAUGAGCGGGGCCUUUUACUCGUGAAGGGAACUGUCACGGUGGAUGGUGGAAACAACAAGAAACUUUUGUGGAAUGAGACCUAUUUGGUGAACCCUCAAGCCAUAGGGUAUUCUGGUUCCUUGACCGAGUUUUUGGGUGGUGGAGGAUCGGGUGCUGUGAUGCGUGACGGCACGCUUGUGUUUCCCAUGCAGGCCAAAGACAAGGAUGGAACCAGCGUUUUGCUGUCUAUGCGUCUCCCCAAGCAAAGGAACAAAUGGGAGCUUUCAUCCUAUGUGACUGGUAAGGGCUGCAGGGAUCCAACCCUGGUGAAGUGGGAAGAAGGAAAAGACGACGAAAGACUCUUCAUGAUGGCUCAUUGUGCUGGAGGCUACUAUGACGUUUACAUGUCCACUGGGAGUGGGGUGGAUUGGUAUACGUUGGGUGAGCCAAUUAACCGCGUGUGGGGCAACUCACGUAAUCGAAAGGGGUACGGCGUCCAGAGUGGAUCCACCACCGCAAUCAUUGAGGAAAAGGAGGUGAUGCUCAUCACCGCGCCGGUGUAUCCGAAGGAGGAAAAUGAAGGUGGAAAUGGUCGGCUCCAUCUUUGGGUGACGGACAAUGCACGUGUGUAUGAUGUUGGGCCGGUAUCCCGUGGAGAUGAUGACGCCGCCGCCAGCUCGCUGUUGAUGAAAGAUAAUAAUAAGGAGUUGAUCUCAGUGUACGAGAAAAAGAAGAAUGACGGAGCAUACAAUCUUGUUGCUGUGCGUCUGACCGAGAAACUGGAGCGGAUAAAGGAAGUGGUGAAGACAUGGAAGGAUUUGGACGGCGCCUUGCAAUCAUGCAGUUUUCCUGCCGGGGAUGAAUCGGAGGCAAAAAAAGAUAUGUGCAAUGGUCGUGUUCCCACCAAAGGGCUUGUUGGCUUUUUGUCCGGUAACUUCUCUGAGAACACAUGGAGAGACGAGUACCUCGGCGUGAAUGCAACAGUGACGAAUGGAGUGAGAAGGGUUCCCAAUGGAUUGACUUUCAAAGGGUCUGGAGCAGGGGCGGUGUGGCCUGUUGGCGACAUGGGGCAGACUGUGCCUUACUACUUUGCGAACAACAAGUUCACUCUUGUGGCGACGGUGUCCAUCCACGAGGUGCCGAAGGAAGGCAGCAGACCCAUUCCUUUGAUUGGCGUGAGGAUGAAUGACACCAAAAGCACAGUGCUCUUUGGUCUGUCGUACACCCACGAAAAGAAGUGGUUGGCCAUACCGGGGAAUCGUGCUACUUCGAAGCGUGUUGAUAAUAUUGUUAAAUGGGAACCAAACGAGACGUAUCAGGUGGUACUGCAAAUGGAUUAUGAAGAAUGGACUGCCAUUGUAGAUAAAAAGAAAAUCCACAACAAGAGAUAUAAAAAGAGUCUGUUCAACUCGCACAGGAUUUCACACUUCUACAUCGGUGGGGACAGUAAGGACGAAAGUGCAACGGGCGGCCAUGUGACGGUGACCAACGUCAUGUUGUACAACGAGGAACUGUGGGGAAAUGAUCUGGAUGAACUCAAAGCCAGCAAAGUCACUAUUCCAUCACUGGGUGCUGAGGAACAGCCCACAGGACAGGUGACCGGCACAGAAAUCUCAGUUGCUCCCGAGUCAAACAUUAAAGAAAGCGCCGCCAGCCAUGGGGAAUUGACAGAGGGUGAUACUGAUAAACAGGGGGAAAACAGCUUCCAUAAUCCAGUGCUUGCAGCGCUCCUUUCAACGUUUGCCGGGGGAUCAUCUGUUUCCGAACCUGCCACCGCAGCGGAGAGCGAAGAGAAUUCUCGUUCAGAUGACAAUGCCCAGCUUUCCAAAGGCGAAACGGCCCAGCAAGCCACGCUGAAUGAAGACAAUAAUUCGAUGCAACGGGAUUCGGAGGUGCAGCCACAAGACCUACAGUCAGCGGAAUUAACGGAGGUUACCGAUGUUGAAAUGUACUCUGGAAGUUAUGAUGAAGAAAUACCAGAGGAGGAGGAAGAAGCGGAUGACAGGAGUGGCGGAUCAACGUCUUCAGUGGGUGCAACAUCGGAUAUGGAUACGGCCACCGAAACAGUUGACAGUGAGCACCAAGUGCAACAAAGCACUGAGCCUGCCACUGAAGGCGACGACGUGCGGUCCACUGGAACCGGAACCACCGGCGCGGAGCAAAGCCUCAGCCUCGAGGCGGGGGACGGAAAUUCCGAGAGAACAAUGGGCUCAGACAGCAGCCUCACUCCUUCAAGGACUGACGCCGAACCGACAUCCGCGGAGGACACCGACGACGUCUCUCGGACUGAAGGAAGCGAAUUUUAUUUUGAAGACGGCAAGGAGGUGCCACAGACGGUCGACACCAAACCGGAGAAUACAAACACCACGCCUGGAGGCGAAGGGACCCCCUUAACAAAAGGCGCGGCACGACACUCGGACAACGACACCUUCACCGGGGAAAUUGCGGAGCUGCUGUCCAUGGGUCUAAACCGUGACAGCACCGUGCAUGUGUGUGUGUCUCGGGUGUUGUUGCUGCUUCUUCUGCUGGGGCUGUGGGGCACUGUGGCUCUUUGA
Messenger RNA from Trypanosoma cruzi, 3018 nucleotides. RefSeq names its product trans-sialidase, putative. Lineage: Eukaryota; Euglenozoa; Kinetoplastea; Trypanosomatida; Trypanosomatidae. The transcript has a single exon. The record is from RefSeq and is a predicted model, not a curated record. Bases 1 to 3018 code for a protein of 1005 amino acids. Gene Ontology annotation, molecular function: exo-alpha-sialidase activity.